UGUCAUGGAAUGCUGCUCAGUGUGCGCGUGUCUUGUUUGUUUUCGUUUGCCUAUCUAGUUUACAGUGAACAGUAAAACAAAGUUUGAAAAUUUAUAAAGAAAUUAAAUCAUAAGUGAUCAAGGGGCAUGUUGAGAUCCAGUUGAGCAGAUCAAUUUUGUUAAUUGUUAUAGACGCAGUUGCUAAGAAGAUGAAUAAGAAAAAUGGAUAUCAAUCUGACGAUGAUAACAUAAGAUACAAGCUUAAUACUCAAUACUUCAAUAAUAAUUUAAAAUCCCCUAACAAACAUAAAAAAGAGAAACAAAAAAUUAUUGAUGAUGAUGAAGUUCGCUACAAGUUUCCAACAGUACUAAAUAGGACAAAACCAGCUGAGAAUAAACCAAAACCCAAACAAAAAAUUAAAGUCAAUUUCUGGAGUAACAAACAAACCAGUAACCGAUUACACAAUGUGGAUCCAAAAAGCAAAACAAACAGACGACACACUGUGGGCGCACCAAACCUGGAUAAAAGUGAUAAAGUGGUCAAAGUACGUAAACGGGUGUCAUUUUUACCAUCACCAAUAUUUUCUGAAAACCAUAUACCAAUGGUAACUGUGCCAGAUGACUUAACCAUACAACUUAAUGAAGAAGAAGCCAAUGACUUAGGUGAAGAUUUAAACCAAGCAUUUGUCAACAAUGGGACUAAGGUUUCUAAGAGAAAGUCUUUAAAUUCAGAAAACCAAAUGAGUACAAAGCAUAAAAAGAAGCAAGAUUCAGAACCUCGAAUCCAGGGCAAUGAAACUGAAUUAGAAUUUUUCUCAAAGUAUGUUGUACAAAAACUAAGAAAAAUGGAAACCAAUCAGCGUAUUUAUUCAGAGAAUUUAAUAAACACUGUAUUAAUGUUGGGACAGCUUGGAAAACUGAAUGGAAAGUCAAAGUUAGCUGAAGUAUAAUUUGAUCAUAAUAUAUUUUAAGCAUAAGCUAUUUAAGCAUAAAAAGUAUAAAAUAAACAUAGUAUAUUAAGAGAAAGACUAACUUUUGAGAAAUCAUGUGCCUAUUGUACAAUUUGUAUGUAUUUAUAACUUAAAACAAAAAUAAGUAAGUUGCAUCACAAUUUUUUGCAGUUGAUACUACAUACAGUAUAAAACUAAUGAUCUAUAAACAGAUCUCAGUUGAGUUGGCAAUAUAUUUGUUACCGCUAUAUAGUUAAGUGUAAAUUAAAUAGUCUAUAUUUAUUAAGAUUACAAUGUAUAAAAGAGAUCUUAUGUACUAACAGUGAACAAUCUUAAAGCUUGGAGUGUUUAGAAUUUGAAUACACUUAACAUUGCGAAUCAUUUUAAUCUUUGCAAAUAAUGCUCUGCUAAUUUUGGGGGGAAAUAUUAUAACAUUUUUUAUUCUUCUAUUCUGUUAGGUGAAUUUUACUUUAUUUACACAUCAGGUAAUUAAUCUACUAUUAACUCUAAAAGUCUGAGACAAUCGUCAUGCUUAUAGUUUCUGUUCACUAAUUUAAUAAAAAAUACUAUUUUAUGGGACUAAUACUAAUAUCACAUUUAAUUACACAAACUGUAGUUUUGUCAAUGGCUCAAUUAUAUUGAAAUUACUAUUCUAUCACUUGAGAAUAUGUGUUGGCAACCUACUUUGGCGAUUCUGAUUACUUUUAGGGCUGAAACUUAUCAAAUUUAUUUUAACUAAUUACUGACAUACAACCACAAAUUGUACCAAUACUUGCAUCUAUUGUAAAAAAUUUACUCGCUUGUAUUAAAAAUAUUGCAACACUUGCAAAUAUUUGGUGAUGCAAUUUGACACACUGCACAAAUUUCAUAUAAAUAAAUAUCUUAACAUUAUCAUAAGAAAAACUUUGUAAUUUAAACUAGCAUAAUUUCUAGAUAAUUAAAUCAGUUCAAACUAUAUUGUUAUGAAAUAGAUUUGAUGUUUAUAUAUAUCACUUACGUUACAUGUUGACCAUAUUGUGCCUUAUGUCAUUAAAAAUCUUUUUCUUUAGCUGACGAAAUGAAAUGGGAUAUAAAUAGAGAAAAAAAUAUUAUACAGUAAAUGUGCCAAUUCAUUAUUAGAUUUGACAAAACCUUUCAAUCAUUUUCGUUUGAAGAAAUAUUAUCUUUUACAUAAUACAGUACAAAGGAAUUGAUAAAACGUUUUACAUUUACCCUAAAAUAGUGCAAUGUUACGAAAUGUGAAUAUUUUCAUAUUACAUAUUAUUAUGUGUGUGUUAUUAUGAAUAUCUUUGUUCAAUAUCAACUGUAAAAACGAAAUUAAGUAUACAUUUAUAAAUCGUGCAAUAAAAAUGAAAUAGGUGUAGGAUGGCGUAUUUUUAGUGGUUUGCGUUUUUUUUUAACAGAGAUUACAUACAUCACUAUUUUAUUUAUACUAUGGGAUCAUUUAACACUUAUAUUCAAGAGUAUAUUUUAAAAUUUUCAAAUAUAUUUCCCUCAAAAAGUAACGGACAUAUCAAGGGCAAUAAAAAAAAAAAUGUCGCCUAUUAAAUCAAUUUCGACAACUUACUGGUUAAUCGGCUAUUCCGGCAUUAUAUGCAGUCCUUCGUCAGCUUCAUAUGCAUCAUUUUCAACUUCAGCUUUUCGAGCUUCUUUACUGUCGCUAAAGGUGAGUCUUAUAUAACCUCUUUAUCUUCGCAGAGACCAGUACCGAUGUGCAUAUAAUUAAAAAAAAACAAAUUCAAACCUCGGCCAACCCCUAAGGGACGCAUGACAAAUACUAUUCGACGAUUUUUUUCAAAUCGAUUAUUAAUAAAAGGACAUGACGGGGUGUUUGUGAACCGCACUUAUAAGGGACAUCCAUCUUAAACCAGAGGCCACGUUUACCUGUUUAAAAUGUUUUUAUGGCCUGCUUGUAAUUUCGACGCAUAAUUAUUUGUGACAAAGCCGUUAAGACAGUGAAAAACUCUAUUUAAAAGAUUUUUUUAAUUACUAUAUUAAGGUGAUUUUACAUGAAAUGAUCUCUUACGAGAUCAACUACUCCGAGUUGAAGUAUCGUGCCCGUUCUUCGGAUACCCAGACAUUUCAUGUAUAAACGAAACUUAUUCGAUGAAGAUCGUUUUAAAACUUAUGCUUCGUCACGGGUCUCUAAUUCUUCUAGAAAUUUCUAUCAACGGUCUAUUGUUCUAAGAAAUAAAAGAACUACCUACUAACGUUCUUUUUCUUUCCAAUACAUUUUAAAUCGUUGAUGAACGAAGGACCGAAGAACGCUCGCUCAAACGUUUAUAAUUUUUAAACGUGGAAUUGAUUUGAAAAUUUCAGAAUAUAUUUUUGAAUAGUUCUCCAUCGAUUUAUAACAACAAAAAUUUAAGCUUCUACACCUAUUUCCAUCCUUAGAAAUCCAAUCAUAUUUGUCAGGUUUUAAAGAUGUUUUUUUCAUUCGCACAGCAUUUUUCGUAGUAGAUCUAAAUAACAUGACAUCAUGUGUUGACGAAAAUGUAAAAUAUAUUUUUGACUUAUUUUUUCAUUGCUCGUAAAUAUAAUACAUAAAAAUUGUCAUGAAGAUUGUACAUUUU
This is a messenger RNA of Bombyx mandarina (wild silkworm), 3502 nucleotides long. RefSeq lists its product as uncharacterized. The record is from RefSeq and is a predicted model, not a curated record. NCBI's taxonomy places the organism in Eukaryota, Metazoa, Arthropoda, Insecta, Lepidoptera, Bombycidae.